Molecule: messenger RNA, 398 nt
Organism: Vitrella brassicaformis
Lineage: Eukaryota; Vitrellaceae
Source: the annotation of a GenBank genome assembly
UCAACCCAUAUAGACGGUGCACCUGUACCAAGCAGUGAGAACAUACAGGCACGGAUGGAUAUAUACAGGCGCUGCAAUGCAUACCUGUGAAGGCGUGCCUCUCGGCGCAGCGCCGGGCACGAUGUGGCCCAAGCGCUGGUGGCCCCUGCGGGGUGGGGAGAGAAGGGAGAGAGUCUAUGGGAGAGACUGGGGCCUGAGCAGGACGUGCUGAUCCGCGCCUUUUCAACAAGCAGAGAGAGAAGGAAACGCAGGGGAAGUGGGGGUCGCGGGAAAGAGAGAGAGUUGAGAGAUUUGAGAUUUGCGCGGAUUCGGCUCUCUGAUGCUUUAGGGUCGAGUAAAACAAGCCUUGGAGAGCGGAAGACAACACACCACCACAAAAACCUCCAACCUCCGCGCAU